Molecule: messenger RNA, 1081 nt
Organism: Neomonachus schauinslandi (Hawaiian monk seal)
Lineage: Eukaryota; Metazoa; Chordata; Mammalia; Carnivora; Phocidae
Gene: FUT9
Product: fucosyltransferase 9
Exons: 1
Coding region: 1-1080 (359 amino acids)
Cellular component (GO): membrane
Molecular function (GO): alpha-(1->3)-fucosyltransferase activity
Source: RefSeq, a predicted model, not a curated record
AUGACAUCAACAUCCAAAGGAAUUCUCCGCCCAUUUUUAAUCGUCUGCAUUAUCCUGGGCUGCUUCAUGGCAUGUCUGCUCAUUUACAUCAAGCCCACCAACAGCUGGAUCUUCAGUCCAAUGGAGUCAGCCAGCUCAGUGCUGAAAAUGAAAAACUUCUUCUCCACCAAAACUGAUUAUUUUAAUGAAACUACUAUCCUGAUUUGGGUGUGGCCAUUUGGGCAGACCUUUGACCUUACAUCUUGCCAAGCAAUGUUCAACAUCCAAGGAUGCCAUCUCACAACAGACCGUUCUCUAUACAACAAAUCUCAUGCAGUUCUGAUCCACCACCGAGACAUCAGUUGGGAUCUGACUAACUUACCACAGCAGGCUAGGCCACCCUUCCAGAAAUGGAUUUGGAUGAAUUUGGAAUCACCAACUCACACGCCCCAAAAGAGUGGCAUCGAACACCUGUUCAACUUGACUCUGACUUACCGCCGUGACUCAGAUAUCCAAGUGCCUUACGGCUUCUUGACGGUGAGCACAAACCCCUUCGUGUUUGAAGUGCCAAGCAAAGAGAAGUUAGUGUGCUGGGUUGUAAGUAACUGGAACCCUGAGCAUGCAAGGGUCAAGUAUUACAAUGAGCUAAGCAAAAGCAUUGAAAUCCAUACCUAUGGGCAAGCAUUUGGAGAGUAUGUGAAUGAUAAAAAUUUGAUUCCUACCAUAUCUACUUGCAAAUUUUAUCUUUCUUUUGAAAACUCAAUCCACAAAGAUUACAUCACAGAAAAGCUCUACAAUGCUUUUCUAGCUGGCUCUGUACCCGUUGUUCUGGGGCCAUCUAGGGAAAAUUAUGAGAAUUAUAUUCCAGCAGAUUCAUUCAUUCAUGUGGAAGAUUAUAACUCUCCCAGUGAGCUAGCCAAGUAUCUGAAAGAAGUUGACAAAAACAAUAAGUUAUACCUUAGUUACUUUAACUGGAGGAAGGAUUUCACAGUGAAUCUUCCACGAUUUUGGGAAUCACAUGCAUGCUUGGCUUGUGAUCAUGUGAAAAGGCAUCAAGAAUAUAAAUCUGUUGGUAAUUUAGAGAAAUGGUUUUGGAAUUAAA